AUUGCCAACCUCUGACCAUGUGCAAGCACAUGGUUUCCAAUUCCUUUCCCCUCAAUAAUGUUCCUCAACCCCCCCCUGAUCAAUCAUAAUGAGUGAUAAACACAUAAUCAAUCAAAGUAAUCGGAAUCACAAUCUUCUUCAAACCUCCCUUCUCCUCCUCCCUCCUGGAGCAUACUCGAGAUGGAAAUCGAGGAAACGAAGCUGACGAGAAUGACGCUCUUAUUCUCCGUCUUCUUCACCCUCCAUGCUGUCCUGUACUACGUAGACCCCAGCACCUGCUGGUUAGCCUUCUAUGCCUCGAUCCUGCCAGUUGCUGGCAUCUUGUUGGCCGCAGCCUUCCUCGUGAUUGCAGCACGAGCCACGCUGAUGACAUGGAUCGCCGUGCUCGUCCUGCUUGCCUUCUCAGGGAAACGCCGACGAGUUCUUGCCCUACAAGGUAGGAAGAUAACGGCUGAUGUUGCCAUGUACUUGGUCAAGUUUGUGUUUCAAGGAAAGGGCGGAGCAGCCGCUGUUGUCUGUGCAGCUUUCGUUAGCUUCCUUCUUGUAGCUUUCUGAUAAGAUCGAUGUUGUCUAUUCUACAACCUUUUGUUGGAUCUUGCCUCCAGGCAACAGAUUAAUUGACAGACGAAAGAAGAAGACAAACAGAACAUACAGAGUCAUGUUUCUUAGUUUCUUCUUCUUGUUCUUCGUUUUUGUUCAUAUCCUUCUCGGAUCUCGGUCUUUUGGUUGGUUCUCCAGUUCUGCACAGACAAUGCUAUGAUGAUGAUUGCUCCA
Molecule: messenger RNA, 774 nt
Organism: Punica granatum (pomegranate)
Lineage: Eukaryota; Viridiplantae; Streptophyta; Magnoliopsida; Myrtales; Lythraceae
Source: RefSeq, a predicted model, not a curated record